Molecule: messenger RNA, 2161 nt
Organism: Branchiostoma belcheri (Belcher's lancelet)
Lineage: Eukaryota; Metazoa; Chordata; Leptocardii; Amphioxiformes; Branchiostomatidae
Product: MORN repeat-containing protein 2-like
Exons: 5
Coding region: 1132-1782 (216 amino acids)
Source: RefSeq, a predicted model, not a curated record
AGGUCCCUGCACAGGGAUAGCCAACAGUCAGCCAUAGUCUUCACUCUGUAUUUCCAAGCUACUGUGUCCAGCGGGUCAAUACUGGCAAGGCUGUACUCUCCAUCCAGGAUUUCCUUCGCGAAAAAUAAUAGUUCAAGAACAGGACGAGGAACCGACCAUCUGUUGUACUGUUCCAUCUCUGCUUCAAGAAGGAUUGAAGAUGUCUACAAGGCUACUUCAAGAUGUGAAAUGAACCUUUAAAGGUCUUGGGUUGCUGUCUGAAGAAGCUAAAGGUGUCUUGGAACUGGUGACUUGUCAGCACGGACUUCCUUUUUAUGUUUUACAAAAAGUAGCUGCCAAGAAUUUUUUCUUCUAUUCAGUGAAAAGCUAGUACUCAAAAAUCUUGUCCUGAAAAGUAUCAUCAGUGAAUUUCAUCUCAACGAUGGAUCUAGGAAGACAAACACUUUCCCUUGAUCGUAAGAGGUGCACCUAAAACAACUUGCGACCAGGAUUUGAGGCAGAUGUCUGCACAAGAGUAACACCAAGUGCCUCCUCAAACAUGGAUGGCCGCUGACAAAGAGGGAGAGUGGGUAAUAUUUGCUGUGGACAGAGAACCUACUCACUAGGAUUACCACAGAUCCGGUUAACAAGUCACACAACACGACAGCCUGGUUUUCAAGUGGAGAAAGCGCUUUCGGGCCGUUAAUUACAUGACAGUUCGCCAUUCAGGAGCGAAUUUAGCAAAAUUUUUCAACCCAGCAGGAACAAAGGUGGCUGUAAGAGUGAAGUGCUGGGAUAUAUUAGUCUGAACGAGAAUCUGACAGAAACGUUCAUCAAAUUUCCACCGGUUUACAUAGCUGUGUGAAUCCAGGAAGGCUUGUAGCUGAAAUCUUUAACCUUCUCCCUGCUGCUUCACCCAUAAGCAGUACAAGUUUGGUGUUAAAUUGCUACCUUAGCAGGCUGAAGGUUAAUCUUGGAGCAACAAUUGUGAGGAUAAGACCAAGCAGUACAACACAAAGGGUGUGUGUGCUGUUGUAUUACCAGCAAGCCUAGUUCAACAGAAUAGACCUCUGUAAAAACACAUUUUGAAGACUAACAGAGGGAAAUACUCUUCAAAUUGGGAAAAGCAAGUCUUUCUUCUGACAAUUUAACAUGGCGGAUGAAGAACUGGAAAGACCGCCAUCCACGGGACCGUUCGAAUAUCGCAGUGACGACAAACACGUGACAUCAGGGAGCGAGUUCAGCUCGAUGUCGGACAGUUCAAGACGUGAGAGCCCCGGGCCGGUGUUUGGGGUAAACUUGGACGAAAGAUCUCUAUUGGAGCGUGUGGAUAGUGCCCUGAACAGGACAGCUAAAGACAAAAAAGUGAAGCAACCUUCUGUGGAGGAGCCUGAAAAAGGUCCACCCCUUCAGAAGGGAGUUUAUAUCUUCCCCAAUGGAGACAAGUAUGAUGGGGAAUACUCUCAGUCGGAUACCGGGGUUCUGGAACGGAACGGCGUGGGAACCCACACAACGAAAGAUGGCGUUGUCUACACGGGCCGGUGGGUCCAGGACAAGAUGAGCGGACAGGGGAAGCUGGUCCACCCGUCAGGCGCGGUGUAUGACGGAGAGUUCUACAACAACACGUUCCACGGGCGCGGGAAGUACAUUUGGCCGGACGGGUCUUUCUACGAGGGAAACUGGGAGGAAAACAAGAUGGAGGGUGACGGAGAGUUUAUUGACACGGAAGGACAGACAUGGACGGGCACUUUUCGACAUCGGGCAGCCCCAGGGCUUCGCUUCAAACUGAACUUGGAAAUCUGACGACUCAAUAAUCUCUUCUGACAGGCACCUUCCAACAUUGGGCAGCCCUGGGGGCAUUGUUAUGAGACUUCACUGCCUAACAUUCUCUGAUAAUUUGACUUUUCGCAUUAUAUUUUAAAGGCUUGCAUGCAGUAUGCAAGCUGGUCCCUAGGUUUUGUAAUUUCACUGAUCUUAUUAAAGAGAUGUAAAUAUGACUGAGUUGUCUUUUAGGGUAUAUAGGGUUUAUAGGAAAAGAAACUUAUAUGUUGUACAUUGCCAAAAUGUCCUGUAUAACAAAAUCUCAUAUUUCAAGAGGAAGUAGAGACACUUAAAAAAUAAUGUUUUCUUUUCAGAGGCACAGCAAAUCUAGUUACUGCAACAGUGAUUCAUUUCGUAUUAG